ACACACACAUUUCCUCACAUAACACUGGGACAGUCAUUCUCACGCAACCUGCUGGCGCAUCAGAGCGCUAACCUCAGUGAGAGCAGAUCUGUGUGUGGCAGGAUGAAGGUGUCUUCCUGUGUGUGGCUGCUGGUGACACUGACAGGAACUAUUCUUGGUGCUGCUGCAACCGAGAGGAACUGCUCUGCAACGCCGCCGUUCCUUCCCAGCACAGCAGUAAAUACGAGUCUUCAGCUGCAGGAGCUACGAGAGCGACUGAUUCCCCUGAAUAUCUCUGCCUACAUUAUUCCUGGCACUGACGCUCACCAGAGUGAGUAUAUCGCCCCGCGUGAUGCCAGGAUGGCCUUCAUGACUGGUUUUACAGGCUCGGCAGGCACGGCUGUAGUCACUCAGACCAAAGCCGCUCUGUGGACGGACAGCCGCUACUGGGUUCAGGCUGAGAGACAGAUGGACUGCAACUGGGAGCUGGAAACGGAUGUUUCCAUCAGCAGCUUGGCAGAGUGGCUCAUCUCAGAGGUGCCGCCUGGCGGCAACAUCGGCUUUGAUCCCUUCCUGUUCUCCCUCAAGACACAGGAGCGCUACGCCAUCAGUCUGGAGUCAAGCAGCCGAAGCUUGAAGUCAAUCCCUAUUAAUCUGGUUGACCAGGUGUGGAAGGACAGACCUCCACUUCUACCAGAAAGCCUCACCCGCCUCCCUGAUAGAGUCAUACAAAGGUCAUGGCAACUGAAGGUGGAGCACAUACGGAGUCUGAUGAGGGACAAUCCAUACAAGCCCACGGCACUUUUGCUCUCAGCUCUGGAUGAAACAGCUUGGAUCUUUAAUCUCCGUGGUAACGACAUUCCUUACAAUCCCUUCUUCUACUCCUACACUCUCCUGACCAUGAAUGAGAUCUGGCUCUUUGUCCACACACACCGGGUCACCGAAGAGUUGAGAUUGUACCUGAACACAUCCUGUAACGAGUCCCUUUGUGUGCAGCUCAGAAGCUACGACUCUGUCCUUGAGCAUCUAAAGAGCUACGUGAGCCAGCCAGAGGUUAAAGUGUGGAUUGGUACCGAGUACACAAACUACGCUCUAUAUGAGAUCAUAACACCACAGGAGAAACUAAUGACAAGCUCCUACUCUCCUGUGUUGACCACUAAAGCUGUGAAGGAUGAGACCGAGCAGCAGAUACUGAGGGAUGCUCAUGUGAGGGAUGCCGUCGCUGUAAUCCAGCUGUUGAUGCGGCUGGAAAAGAUUGUUCCCGAUGGGAAAGAGACGGAGCUGAGCGCUGCAGAAUAUGUCAAUAAAUGUCGCAGCAAACAGAACAACAGCAGAGGCCCAAGUUUUGAAACCAUCUCUGCAAGUGGGCCAAAUGCAGCUCUCGCCCACUACAGCCCGACAGCAGAAACCAGCAGGAGGCUGACGGUUGAUGAGAUGUACCUCAUCGACUCUGGCGGCCAGUAUCUAGACGGAACCACUGACAUCACUCGGACUGUUCACUGGGGAACACCAACAAAAAUGCAAAAAGAGGCCUUCACACGAGUGCUCAUGGGAAACAUUGAGAUCUCUCGAACUGUUUUCCCCUCAGGCACAAGAGGUGUGAACAUAGAGAUGUUGGGUCGCCGAGCUCUGUGGGAGGUGGGCCUGAACUACGGCCAUGGAACUGGUCACGGCAUUGGGAACUUCUUUGGUGUCCAUGAGUGGCCGGUUGGUUUUCAGACCAACAACAUUCCUUUCAGAGCUGGCAUGUUCACAUCUAUAGAACCAGGGUACUACAAAGAGAAUGACUUUGGGAUACGGAUUGAGGAUGUUGCCAUGACGAUACUUGCUCACACAAAGUAUGGACACAACUUCUUGACGUUUGACACCAUCUCAUUGGUUCCAUAUGACAAGAAGCUGAUUGAUACGAUGCUCCUCAGCUCAGAGCAGCUUCAGUGGUUGAAUAGUUACUACAAGAAGAUUCGUCAGCUGGUGGGACCUGAGUUGGACAAACAGGGUCUGCAUGAGGAGAAGGACUGGAUGCUCAGAAACACCGAGCCCUUCCCUGAGUUGGGCUCCUCUUCCUCCAUCUCUUCCUCCUCUCUGACGUUCGUCGCUCUAAGCAUCGCUCUGCUCCACAACAUAAUCUGAGCAGCUGAUUUUGUACCUCACAGCAGAUUGUACACUAACGUUACCACUAUGCAGUCUCUACUGAAAAGCUACAACAAGUUGACCGCAGCUUAGCUUAUUUUGUAAUUGUAAUAUAUAUUUAAUAAUUAAAUUAAGUGGUUACAUUUCUGAUUUUGUGUUGUUUGAAGUCUAAAAUGAUCUAUCUUGUUAUUUAGAUUUUUUUGUUUUGUUUACCAGUUUUUGUUUAACAAUCUCAUAUAAUUUCUAUUUUAUUAAAGUAAAAUACUUUGAAACAGUGA
Molecule: messenger RNA, 2387 nt
Organism: Nothobranchius furzeri (turquoise killifish)
Lineage: Eukaryota; Metazoa; Chordata; Actinopteri; Cyprinodontiformes; Nothobranchiidae
Gene: xpnpep2
Product: X-prolyl aminopeptidase (aminopeptidase P) 2, membrane-bound
Molecular function (GO): metalloaminopeptidase activity
Source: RefSeq, a predicted model, not a curated record